AUGGUUGAUGAGGAAACGAAGGCCGUCUCUAUUGAGCUGAGGGAGAAAGAAGGCUUGGAGAACAAUGGCUUUGUUCAAAGUGACGACACGGAUGAAAGGGAGGCUGAGAAUGCUAGCCAAGAAAAGUUGCCAAAACCAUGCCUGCUUGGUGUUGAACCAGGAGAAAUGCAAGAAUUGUCCGUGCAGCCAUAUGCUGGCAUGCCCAAGGAAGUCCUCCUUCAGUUCUCAACUCAGGCACGCUACAGAAUUACCAGAGAGAUCCUUUUUUGGUUGAUCAUUGCAUCUUCACUGGUCCUCGUCGCAGCUACAGUUGCCAUCAUUGCCAUGUCCCCAAAGUGCCUGGGCUGGUGGCAAGCCAGUCCCAUUUACCAGAUCUACCCUCGGUCAUAUAAGGACACAGACAAAGAUGGUAAUGGAGACCUUAAAGGUAUCCAAGAGAAGCUGGAUCAUAUCCAAUAUCUAAAUGUCAAAACAAUUUGGAUCACAUCUUUGUACAAAUCUGCUUUAAAAGACAUUGGGUAUGGAAUAGAAGAUUUUCAAGAUGUAGACCCUAUGUUUGGAACGAUGAAGGAUUUUGAAAACUUGGUUGCAGCAAUCCAUGAUAAAGGUUUAAAAGUGAUAAUGGAUCUAAUACCCAACCAUACUGGCGACAAGCACAAGUGGUUUCCGCUUAGCCGCAAUCGGACUGGAAAGUACACAGAUUAUUACAUCUGGCAUGACUGUGCACACAUCAAUGGGAGAACCACACCACCUAAUAACUGGGUGAGUGUAUUUGGGAAUUCCAGCUGGCAGUAUGACGAUGUUCGAAAACAAUGUUAUUUCCAUCAGUUUGGAAAAGAGCAGCCCGAUCUGAAUUUUCGGAACCCAAAUGUUCAAGAAGAAAUUCAUGACGUGAUCAAGUUUUGGCUUGGCAAGGGCAUUGAUGGAUUCAGUAUUAAUGAUGCUAAAUUCCUUCUGGAAGCAACACACCUGAGAGAUGAACCUCAAGUGAAUAAAUCUCAAAAUCCAGACAGCAUUUCUGCCUAUUCUGAAUUGUAUCACGACUAUACCACCACCCAGGUUGGCAUGCAUGAUAUAGUCCGUAGUUUUCGACACACCAUGGAUAAAUUCAGCAGUGAGCCUGGUAGAUACAGAUUUAUGGGCACAGGAGCCAAUGAUAAAGAGAGUAUUGAAGGAACUAUGAUGUAUUAUGGGACACCUUUUAUUCAAGAAGCAGAUUUCCCUUUUAACCUGUUGCUCAUGAACAUAACAGAAGUCUCUGGAAGUAACAUUUUUGAAAUGGUAGCUGCAUGGAUGAAGAAUAUGCCACAAGGGAAAUGGCCAAAUUGGGUGGUUGGAGAUCCUAACAAUGUUCGCAUCGCCUCUCGGAUUGGAAAGGAAUACAUAAAUGUCAUGAAUAUGCUUCUUUUAACCCUUCCUGGAACACCCACUACAUAUUAUGGUGAAGAGAUAGGAAUGGAAGAUUCCCCAUCACAAACUGCAACCUUUUCAGAAAAGUCACCCAUGCAAUGGGACAGUAGUCCUCAUGCUGGCUUUACUGAGGGCAACUCAAGCUGGAUCCCUGUAAACUCUGACUAUCCAAAUAUAAAUGUGGAUGCUCAAAGGACUGAAUGGAAUUCUACACUCAAAAUGUAUCGAGAGCUCAGUUCCCUUCGUGCCAAUGAGCUUCCCAUUCAGAGGGGAUGGAUGUGCUAUAUUUGGAAUGACAGCAAUAUCUUUGUGUAUGUGAGAGAACUGGAUGGCUUGGAUCAAGUGUUUAUGAUGGUCUUGAAUUUUGGAAUGGAAACCACGACAGAUCUCCAGGCUUUGGAUCUUGACCUUCCCUCAGAUAUUAUUAUAAAGCUAAGCACAAACUUUAGCAAUAGUGGAACAGUUGUAAAUACAAAAGCAAUCAACACUGAAAAGGGUGAAGGACUCAUCUUGGAAUACAGGACAAGCAAGCCAGUUCACAAAAUGGAAACUUUCAAGGAGAACUGUUUUGUUGCAGAAAAGGCAUGUUAUUCUAGUACCUUCAAUUUACUUUACAUGUACUGCUAA
Molecule: messenger RNA, 2037 nt
Organism: Gekko japonicus
Lineage: Eukaryota; Metazoa; Chordata; Lepidosauria; Squamata; Gekkonidae
Gene: SLC3A1
Product: solute carrier family 3 (amino acid transporter heavy chain), member 1
Exons: 10
Coding region: 1-2037 (678 amino acids)
Biological process (GO): carbohydrate metabolic process; amino acid transport
Source: RefSeq, a predicted model, not a curated record